AUGUUUCUGCAACGAGGAUCACGAGCGCUGUCGCGGCAAUGGCAGACGUCCAAGGCCCUAGGAAAGGUCAUGGCGGGACAUCAGCAAUUAUACCCCGCCAGGUGGUUCCACGAGUCGAAUAGGGUGAUGGCCAUCAAGGCGGUGCCUCUGGCGGACAUUGGAGAAGGCAUCGUCGAAUGUGAGGUCAUCCAGUGGUUUGUUGAGCCUGGCGCUACUGUCGAGGAGUUUUCUCCUUUGUGCGAAGUACAAAGCGACAAGGCGUCGGUCGAAAUCACAAGUCGUUUCCCGGGCACAGUCAAGAAGCUGUACUACGAGGCUGGCGACAUGGCCAAGGUGGGCAAGCCCUUCAUCGAGAUUGAUACGGCCGACGAUGCAGCACCCGAAGCUGUCGAGCCUGCCACGACACCGGACGAGGGCGCAGAGGAAGUCGAAGUACCAUCAGCGCCAGCACCACCAAAGCCUGUCGAGAAGAAAUCCCCAGAAGUCCCACAAGUCGAUGAUCCGCCGGCGCAGACAAAACCCAAGGUUAAGGGCAAGUGUGCAGCCCUAGCCACGCCCGCAGUCCGACAUCUCAGCAAGGAGUUGAAGAUCGACAUCGCUGAUAUUGACGGCACUGGCAAAGACGGGAGGGUACUUAAGGAAGAUAUCUACAAGUUCGUCAAGGCCAGAGACAGUGAGCCCCCUGUUGCGCCUGCACAGUCGGCGACCCAACCAACACCUUCAUCAUCAGAUACAUCGGUGCAGACCGAAACAUCAGUACCUCUCACCAACAUCCAGAAUCAAAUGUUCAAGAGCAUGACUCGCUCGCUGAACAUUCCUCAUUUCCUGUACACGGAUGAGAUCGACUUCUCGUCCCUGGUCGAGCUGCGCGCUCGCCUGAACAAGGUCCUGGCCAAGUCGCCAGCUGUCGAGGGUCAACCCGGCAAGCUCUCAUACCUCCCCUUCAUCAUCAAAGCCGUGUCACUGGCGCUCUACCAAUUCCCCAUCCUCAACGCCCGGGUGGACGUGGAUGCGACGACCGGGAAACCCAGCCUCAUCCACCGCUCGCAGCACAAUAUUGGCGUCGCCAUGGACACGCCCCAGGGACUGCUCGUGCCCGUCAUCAAGAACGUGGCCUCGAUGAACAUUCUCUCCAUCGCUGCCGAGCUCACCCGACUGCAGACCCUGGCACAACAGGGCAAGCUUUCCCCCAAGGAUCUUACAGGCGGCACCAUCACCGUCUCGAACAUUGGCAAUAUUGGUGGAACCUACCUGAGCCCUGUGAUUGUGGACAAGGAGGUGGCCAUAGUGGGCAUUGGACGGAUGAGGACGGUGCCGGCCUUUGACGAGAACGACAAUGUGGUCAAGAAGCAAAUGACAAACUUCAGCUGGAGCGCGGAUCACAGGGUCGUGGAUGGGGCGACGAUGGCUAGGGCGGCCGAUGUAGUGAAGAGCGUGGUGGAGGAACCUGAUGUUAUGGUGAUGCAUCUUAGAUGA
This is a messenger RNA of Emericellopsis cladophorae, 1476 nucleotides long. Its product is annotated as branched-chain alpha-keto acid dehydrogenase complex. The transcript has 2 exons. The coding region runs from base 1 to 1476 and encodes 491 amino acids. Gene Ontology annotation, cellular component: mitochondrion; cytoplasm. The record is from RefSeq and is a predicted model, not a curated record. Gene Ontology annotation, molecular function: lipoic acid binding; acetyltransferase activity. NCBI's taxonomy places the organism in Eukaryota, Fungi, Ascomycota, Sordariomycetes, Hypocreales, Bionectriaceae.